Messenger RNA from Centropristis striata (black sea bass), 1823 nucleotides. RefSeq lists its product as uncharacterized. The transcript is spliced from 2 exons. NCBI's taxonomy places the organism in Eukaryota, Metazoa, Chordata, Actinopteri, Perciformes, Serranidae. The record is from RefSeq and is a predicted model, not a curated record. Bases 1 to 1176 code for a protein of 391 amino acids. Gene Ontology annotation, molecular function: GTP binding.
AUGGGAAGCUUGAACCCACCAAGAAAUGUUGCCUCACGUGAACUCAAUAUUUUGCUGGUUGGUCCCAGACGGACAGGCAAGAGCUCUACUGGUAACACGCUGCUGGGCAGGGGGCAGGUUUUUGAAACCAGAGGAGGCGGGUCCAGCACAGCUGCCAGUGCUGUCACCACUGGACACCACGUGACCAUCGUAGAUGCACAGGGUUGGGGUUCAUCUGAGGAGUUUGUGCCUGAAGAGGAGAAAAGUGAACUGCAGAGAGCAUUUUCUCUCUGUGGACUUGGAGGACCUCAUGUGGUUCUGUUAGUGAUUCCUCUGCUGGACUUCACUGAGCCUGAGAGGAGAGCGGUGGAGAGGAGGAUGGAGAUCCUGACCUCUGCAGUCUGGAGACACACAAUGGUGUUGUUCACAGGUGGAGACUGGUUGAGGGGAAGAGGGCGCAGUGUGGAGGAGCACGUCCAAUCAGGAGGCCCCGCCUUGCAAUGGUUGAUGGAGAAGUGUCGCUAUCGAUACCACGUGUUUGAUAACAAGGCAGCAGUUGGCAAGCAAGAGAGAAGGCGGCAGCAGGUGAAUGGAGGUGGAAAGAAAGAGGAAGGGCCAUGGUGGAAGAGAAAUAACAAGGGGGCAGGAAGGAAGAGCAAAGGAGGUGAGGCAGAUGGGAGAAAGGAAGGAGAGCAGGAGCAGGUGAGAGAGCUGCUGCGCAAAGUGGAAGACGUGUUGCAGGAGAACAGAGGGUGGCACUUCUCCCUUCACAUGUACCAGAGGCUGGAGGAGGAAUGGAGCCAGAGGGAGCAGAAGCUGAGAGCUCGACUGGAGGUAGACACGGAUGUGGGAAGUGUGAGGAGAAAACAAAAGACAUCUGAGACGAAGAUAAACAUGGAGGCACAGCAGGAACAGAGGUUAGAGACAGAAGAAGAAGAGCGGGAGGAUAGCCCGAGGAAAGAGCCAGAGAACAAGGAGAAAUGUGCGGAAAGGAAGAUAAAUGGAGGGGGAGAUGAAGAGGGGAGAGCGAAGGUAGAGCUUAAGAGACUGAGCAGUGAGGAGGACGGGUGGGAUACGAGUUCUGGCAGCGGAGGAGAGACAGAGGAGAGCACUGAGGUGAAAACUGGAAUGAUGGCUCCAUGUUGGUAUAAUGGAGGUCAAAGGUUAGCCUUUAGUCCAAUCAGAAGGCUUGCCUAAAGGAACACAAUCACUGUUUAGUCCAGCUGGACAGCUUGGAACUGAUUGAAAUCAGCUGAAACUGCAUCAGUGACUCCACCUGACAGUGGAUUGAUUUUCUCUUCUAACACUCAGCAAGAAAGCAAAUAUGUAUAUUAUCCAACAUGUCAAGGUAUUGCUUUAAUGUACAAAAAUGACUGAGACCAAGAUAUGCAAAGCUAUUUCAUAUUUGCCAUUUAUAUUUGUAUGAAAUGUACUUUAAACCUCCUAAAAUGAUCAUGUCCAGAUUCAGCAGGAAUGUGAUCCAAAAUGGGGAUAAAUUAACAAAUUUGGCAACCCAGAUAACAGGUUUCUCUGCCAGCAUGUAGCUACAUGUAGCAGUGUAUGUAAACACUGCAUUAACAUGCCUGGAGCAGAUGACCAUAUAUAGAAAUCUGGCAUGAAUCAAUGUCAGCUUGAGCCGAGAGUAGAAGAAACUGUAGCCACGUUCAGUAUGAAGAUCAUCACUGUGUUAUCUCAUGCCAGAAAAAGCAUAAUAGGUCCCCUUCAGGCACCAUCUAAUGAUAAAUUAUAGAACAGCACUGCAUGAUAAAUCUUUAUCUGCUCAAACCGUUGUGGUUUCAAUUGUUGCCACUCUGCUCUGCGGUGAAUCUAUUGUCGGUCACAUG